UUCAUCAGAUAUCAUUUCGUUACGCGCUUUAAUCUGUUUCUGUCUUUCAGCUCCCAAAAAGCAAAAGAAAUUUUCUGCUUUCUCUCUCUAAAUCUUUCUGCUCUCUCUAUAUCUUCCCGUCUGUCUCUCCCUCUUCAGAAAAUGGAAGCUGCUCCAACCCGGAUGGAUAGGAAAUCAUCGAUAGAAACCGAGCCAAGAACGUUGCGGAUAGACCAAAUUAAAUUUGCAAGGGUACCGUUCUAAUCUUUUCUGGGUUUUUGGGAAAUGCAUAUGCUCCUUAGCAAGGAUAUCUCAUUUCAGGAGGCAGCCAAGUAUGUGGUGAAUACAAAGAAUAUAGAAGAAGCAAUGAGCAUUUUCACAGAGGGUUUGGAACCAGUAGCUAGUUCAAUCAAGCAAAAUGGUGAUGAAACGAUGAUAGAUUCAGUUGAGGAACCCGAGUACUCGGAUGAUUAUUUCAUAAGACCACGAGGACCCCAGGAUGUUGUCUCAGCUCCUUUUUAGCUGCCGGUUCACUCUUAUAAUUUAAUUACUGCAGGUGUUUUGGAUGUAAAAUUUUGUACAGGAUAUGGAUUUUUUUUGUUUUUCUUUUUCGUUCAGUCGGUUUUUUGUGUGACUUGUUCUUCAUACGAUUCCGAGAAAGUUUUGAAUUGAUUGUUUUCCUAAA
Messenger RNA from Pyrus x bretschneideri (Chinese white pear), 664 nucleotides. RefSeq lists its product as uncharacterized. The coding region runs from base 265 to 501 and encodes 78 amino acids. Lineage: Eukaryota; Viridiplantae; Streptophyta; Magnoliopsida; Rosales; Rosaceae. The record is from RefSeq and is a predicted model, not a curated record. The transcript has 3 exons.